Xenopus laevis (African clawed frog) is the source of this 2187-nucleotide messenger RNA. RefSeq names its product calcium channel, voltage-dependent, gamma subunit 7 L homeolog (gene cacng7.L). Gene Ontology annotation, biological process: calcium ion transmembrane transport; transmission of nerve impulse; postsynaptic neurotransmitter receptor diffusion trapping. NCBI's taxonomy places the organism in Eukaryota, Metazoa, Chordata, Amphibia, Anura, Pipidae. Bases 542 to 1369 code for a protein of 275 amino acids. Gene Ontology annotation, molecular function: channel regulator activity; voltage-gated calcium channel activity. The record is from RefSeq and is a predicted model, not a curated record. The transcript has 6 exons. Gene Ontology annotation, cellular component: postsynaptic density membrane; plasma membrane; AMPA glutamate receptor complex.
UCCCCUUCUUCUUCGUCUUCUUGUCUUUUGAUUGCCUACAAAAUGAGAAGCUCCCUCCCCUUGCUACAGACAGGUUUCCUUCAGUCCAAUUCUGGCACCAAUGACUUUACAGUACCAGGACUCUAGCAAGCAGCAUUAUCCAGACCCCAUCCCCUCCCCCCCCUUCUCCCCACCAUCCUGGAUACAGAUCUAUACCUACAGUAAUAGGAGCACAUGUAUUUGUGAUGGGAGUACCACUCAGAUCUAAUAUAGAUUUAUUCUAACCUGGCUACGCGACUGCAGAUAAAACAGACUUUUCUCUCCUGCGUACAGCUCCUUGUCAGAAGGAAAACUCAACUGGAAAUAUCCUUUUUUUGGAGGGCAUUGAAGGUGCUGUUAGAAGCUUAAUAUUUUUUUAAAAAAAAAAAAUUAAUAAUUUCUAGAAGAAAAUGAAUUCAUUGAAGCAUGCGGACUCUUAGCCAAGGCUGCGGAAUCAGAUCGCAAGCCCACGCCAGAAGGUAACUGUGCAACAUUAUCGAGUGGGCUCUCCCUGCUUCUUAGAAUGAGUAAUUGCAGCAGCCGGGCAUUGACCCUACUCAGUAGUGUCUUUGGGGCAUGUGGUCUCCUUCUAGUAGGUAUAGCUGUAAGCACUGAUUACUGGCUCCACAUGGAAGAGGGGAUUGUUCUACAACAGAACCAGACAACAGAAGUAAAGAUGGCUCUUCACGCAGGACUUUGGAGGGUGUGUUUUGUAGCUGGUCAGGAGAAAGGUCGCUGCGUAGCAUCGGAAUUUUUCCACGGGCCUGAUACCGAUAUUGUUACGGAAAAUACAGCAAACAUACUCAAGACAAUCCGCAGUGCCACCCCAUUUCCAAUGGUCAGCCUUUUUCUUGUGUUCACGGCCUUUGUAAUAAGUAACAUUGGGCAUAUUCGGCCCCAGAGAACCAUUCUUGCUUUUGUUUCUGGAAUCUUCUUUAUACUAUCUGGUCUUUCCUUGAUAGUGGGUUUGGUCCUCUACAUCUCAAGCAUCAAUGACGAAGUCAUGAACCGGCCCAGUAGCUCAGAACAGUAUUUUCAUUAUCGCUAUGGAUGGUCUUUUGCAUUUGCAGCUUCAUCAUUUCUCCUGAAAGAGGGUGCUGGUGUAAUGUCCGUCUACCUUUUCACCAAACGCUAUGCUGAAGAGGAAAUGUACCGUCCCCACCCUGCCUUCUACCGACCCCGGCUCAGCGACUGCUCCGACUACUCAGGUCAGUUUCUUCACCCUGAGGUAUGGCAUCGUGGCCGCAGUCCUUCAGACAUCUCCAGUGAUGUGUCAAUCCAGAUGACUCAAAACUAUCCGCCAGCCAUCAAGUAUCCAGAUCACAUACACAUAUCUACGUCACCCUGCUAGAGUCACAAACAACUGGAAAAUCUUUGGAAGUGGCUAUGUAUCUCCAUAGGUUCAACCUCUCCAGGCAGACAUCAGUGUUGCCUGUUUAAUCAGAGACAGUGUUCCUUGGAGCUCAACAGUGAACAUUUACUUCCAAGUGUCUGGAUUGCUACAGUUCCUCAUCUCAUCUUAAUCCACAUUUUCUUAUGUAUGCCCUUGUUUUACAGCCAUUCAGUCAUCCCAACAAGAAUUUCUUUGUUAUGCUCAUGCUUCAUGAAAUUGGAGCAUUUUUGGUGGCCACAACACUCCGCCUAUAAGUUUGUCUUCAAAGUUUUUUUUUAGAUCCUUAAUUCCAGCCAUUGUGGCCUCCUGCAGAGCCUUUUCUUAACUAAGCCAAGGGAUUCUUGACAUAAAGAAAACCUGCACUACAAGCCAUGUGAACAAUUUUUUCUUGAUUUUAGAAUGGAAAUCAUAAGCUGGAACAAAAAAGUAUUUGAGAAAAAAAUCAUUUUCUUCCACGUUAUUUGGAUGAGCCAUUUAGAAAACUAUUGAUACAUAGUUAUUGGGCAAAUCCUCUUGACACCAAUGUAAAGGGAAAAUAAUAUAAGUCCUCCAAAAAUAACUUUGUACUCAUGAUUUACUCAAGACUCUACAGCCUGGGCAAAUGUCUAUUCUUUUUAAUACCAUUAUUUGUGACACCCAAGACUAUCAGCGUGUAGGGAUACUAAAAACAUGUUAUUAAUUUGUACAUGAUAAUUUUGUUUCUUUUAAUUUUCCUAAAGGUUUCCAAUACUAAACCCUGUUGCUAAUAAAAGAGGAUGCAGAAACAUGCUCAUAAA